Molecule: messenger RNA, 2363 nt
Organism: Rubroshorea leprosula
Lineage: Eukaryota; Viridiplantae; Streptophyta; Magnoliopsida; Malvales; Dipterocarpaceae
Source: the annotation of a GenBank genome assembly
GGCAACCUAAGAGCUAGCGAAUCCCCUCGCAAGAACCAGCAAUCCUUGUAUUUCUCUGUCCUUGAUAAUCGGCGUCUGAAUCACCACCGUCCGAUGGCGAAGUACGGCGAAGGCGAUAAGCGGUGGAUCGUUGAGGACAGAGCCGAUGGUGCCAACGUCCACAAUUGGCACUGGGCAGAGACUGACUGCCUUCCAUGGUCUCGAAAUUUCUUCAAUAAAUCACUAUCUAAUCUCACCAUUCUCGACGGCGAAGGUAACCUCUAUAUCAAGAUCAAGAAGGUGGACAAGGUUGAGGGUGAAGCUUAUGUUAAUGUUCGUAAGGGAAAGAUCAUUCCUGGGUAUGAGAUCAAUGUGGUUUUGUCUUGGGAGGGUGAGGCUAAGGAUGCAGAGGGCAAGAGCUUGCUGAUGGUCGAGGGGACGGUGGAGAUGCCGUAUAUUGCGGAUGAGAAUGCAGAUGAAGAUCCGGAACUAAGGGUGACUGUUAAGGACGAGGGCCCUAUUGGGAAACGGCUCAAAGAGGCCAUGGUUGCCAAAGGUAAGCCCUUGAUUUUUCUGAAGGUAAGAGAGUUUGUUACUGCCAUGGCCAAAGGAGGGCCUGCAAAGGAUGAUUUGGAGGCCAAAAAGGUGGCGCCAAAGAAUGGGAAUGGUCAAGGUGGGGGAACUCCUUCAAAUAGUGAGGUAGUGGUGGAGAAAGAGGUGAAGAAGGAGGUCAAAAAGGAGGGGAAGAAGGGGGUUAAGACGAUUACCAUGACAGAGAAGUUUAGUUGCCGAGCAAAGGAUUUGUAUGAGAUACUGAUGGAUGAGAAUAGGUGGAAAGGAUUUACACAGAGUAAUGCAAGGAUUAGCAAGGAUGUUGGUGGACAAUUUAUGAUUUUUGAUGGAUCAGUAACAGGAACAAACUUGGAGUUGCAAGAUGGGAAAUUGAUUGUGCAAAAGUGGAGGUUUGGGAGCUGGCCUGAUGGGAUUGACUCAACUGUAAGACUCACUUUUGAUGAGCCUGAGUCUGGUGUUACCAUUGUCAAGCUGACACAUACUGAUGUUCCUGAAGAGGACAGAUAUGGGAAUGCAACUGUGGUGGAGAACACCGAGAGAGGAUGGAGGGAUCUUAUUUUCCAUAAGAUACGGGCAGUAUUUGGUUUUGGACUAUGAUUUCUUUUACUCCUGAUCACAGAAUAGGUCUUUUGUCUUUGAAGUGUAGAAGUUUAUCAAGUUUUCUUUCUACAAGACAUUAUUGUCAAGACAAUUCCUGCAAUGUGAGUCUGCAUUAGAGUUCUUGGUCUAUUGGUCCAUUUUUUUAAACUUAAAAGUUGGACUAAGCUGGACCUGUCAUCAUUCUGUUGUUUACAAUACCAGCUUUUUCCUUAAACUUGAAGGAUGUUGACGACAAAUGUAAUGAUGUCUUACUUGGAUCUUUUCUACUUUCAAAGUGGCAUAAGACACUUGUCUUCACGAGAUCUUAAUCCAUGUGGUAAUUCCAUUUUAUGCUAUUUUGAUAUUCAUGUGGGAGUUCAAAUAUUGAUCAUUAUGUGCAAUAAUGUGGUGUUUGAGUUCAGUAUUGUUUUUUAAUGUCUCUUUAGCUUAAUAUUUGGCCUUAGAAGUAAAAUCUUGUAAUAAAAUUGAACCUCCAAGUGUGCUGAUAUUUGAUAAUUGAUAGAUGCCUGAGGUACCCCUUGUUUAAGAUAGGAAACCUGGUGAUAUGGAAAAUUCAAUUUUGCUGUGGUUAGAUGAUUCUUAGGUUUACUAGAUGUUUGUUAGCGGUGUUUUGUGUCUAGUUCCACAUGUCAUUUAAGAAGAGCUCCUAGUUGAUUGAGGGUUCUGGCUGUAAGUAAUUUGACUGAAUUUAAAUGUUUGUUCAAUAGCCAUUGGUUCUGUUGUGGACCUGUGAAUAUUCAAGAAACUCUUGGACGGCAGUUGCUAGAUCAGUAGGUGCUUUAAUGAAUCUAGUCCCUCUUCUUCCUUAUGCUUGUGAUGGUAGGCAUGCUGUGGGGGCCUGGAAGGAGUAUUUGUAAGCCUUACUGGAUGAGAAUGAACAGAAAUGGCCAUGCGAAUUCAGAGUUCUAUGAAGUACAUGAUUCCAAUAAAAAUGAAAAGUUGUUUUAUGUUGAAAAUUAUGGAAUCAUGUCAAUUUUUAAGCAGUUGUAUGUCAAGUUUUUCUUUCUUACUACUGUGUUUGAUGAGAAGGGCUGAAGUAAGCUUCUAUAACUAGAUGAAAUAAUCCUCCUAGUUGGCCCUUGGGAGGAUGUGUUAGUUCUCUCUGCUAAUGGAUUGUGCUCAUUGAUGGAAGGAAGGGAUAGGACUAGGAGAAGAUGCGUUGAACUUUAUGCUUUUAGAUACAUAAACUAGAAUCAACCACAUAUUGAUGU